This is a messenger RNA of Plasmodium adleri (nom. inval.), 1047 nucleotides long. RefSeq names its product conserved Plasmodium protein, unknown function. NCBI's taxonomy places the organism in Eukaryota, Apicomplexa, Aconoidasida, Haemosporida, Plasmodiidae. The transcript is spliced from 2 exons. The record is from RefSeq and is a predicted model, not a curated record. The coding region runs from base 1 to 1047 and encodes 348 amino acids.
AUGCCAGAAAAAUUAUUAAAAGAAGAAAAUAAAAAAGGAGAUAAAGAUCGAGAAAUAAUUCUUCUUGGAUUAUUAAAUUUAGAUUCUUUAUAUGGUGAAAAUUGGUUUCAUGAAAAAGAAAAUAUAAAAAAAGAUAUAGAAAAUAAAGCUGUGAAAUUAAAUCAAGCUUUUAAAUAUCCAUCCAUUUUUUAUGAACACUUUGAAUUCUUAUCAUCUGAUGAAUAUAAUUAUGUAAAAAAUAAUUAUAUAUACAGUGCAAUACUUAUAUAUAACCCUAAUAUUAAUAAUAAACAUAAUAAUGAAAAAAAAAAAAAUCAAGGAUCAAAAAUUAAAAGUUGUCAUAAUGAAGUGGUAGACUCAAAUGAAAGUCAAGAGAAUACAGACACACAAGAUUUAAAUGAACAAAUAAAAAAUGAAAAAAAUGAAAAAAAUGAACAUGUGGUUGAUUCAAAGGAUGAACAUGUGAUUGAUUCAAAAAAUGAUAAUGUGGAUCAUUCAUCAAAUGAACAAGUAAAUCUUUCAAAAAAUAAUUCUAAAGAUUGUCUAAAUAAUGAUGAAAAACGUGUCGAUGGCAAUCAUGAUAAAAAAAAAGAAGGUAUAGGAGUACUUGUUGUGACUUGUAAAAAAAUGGAAAAAAUAAAAAUGAAACAUAUACUUAUAAAAAUGUUAAAAAAAGAAAUAAAAGUAGAAUCGGUUGUUCUUAAAUAUAAAGAAAAUAUACCUCAUCUUCCAAAAUCUAAUAAUGAAAAUAAACAAAAACAAACAGAAAUUAAAUAUCUUGAUAAACAAGAAAAUAUCUCUUCUCCUUUUAUUUUAAAUAACAAUUUCGACGUCAAAAGAAAUAAUUUUUUCAACAUGACAGCUUAUAUAUAUGGCUCGUCAAAUAUUCUGACAAACACCAGUCUCAUACAGAGAGAAUACUGUGAUGAUGAGUGGGCAGAAAAAUUAAGAAAAACGAAAAAAGAAAAACAAGAAAAUAAUCAAAGUACUGAUAGUUUUUCCAAUAAUAUAUUAAUUAGGUCCUUCACCUCCUUGUUCAAAAAAUAA